Aspergillus oryzae RIB40 is the source of this 759-nucleotide messenger RNA. RefSeq lists its product as uncharacterized. Gene Ontology annotation, biological process: polyketide biosynthetic process. The transcript is spliced from 3 exons. Bases 1 to 759 code for a protein of 252 amino acids. Lineage: Eukaryota; Fungi; Ascomycota; Eurotiomycetes; Eurotiales; Aspergillaceae. Gene Ontology annotation, molecular function: acyltransferase activity, transferring groups other than amino-acyl groups. The record is from RefSeq and is a predicted model, not a curated record.
AUGGCUCCUCCUGUGGUCUCUGUAGUGGGCACUGGCCUCCAGUAUCCCCCGCACAAGCUUGGACCCGAGUUUGUACCUAAAUUAGUGUCCAACUGCUACACGGAUAAUGUCGCUGUCCUACCAUCAAACCAUCCACUAUGGUUUCAGGAUCAUAUUCUGACAAACACAGAGUGCGAUGAUCUCUUCAAAAAGUAUGGUAUCCCCCUAGCGCAAGACGCCGCGACGCAAGCCAUCGAAGACUGGGGCGGCAAUCUCAUGGACAUAACCCAUGUGGUAGCUAUGACCUGUACAAGUGCAUCGAGCCCUGGAUUCGACUGCACACUUUCUCGGAGACUAGGGCUCUCAAAGCACGUUCGCCGGACAUUGUUGAGUGGGGUCACUUGUGCUGGCAGCGUAGCGGCCCUUCGUACCGCAUACGACCUUCUGCGUGGCGCGACACAGGAAGGAAAGCCGGCCCGGGCUCUGGUGAUUGCUGCCGAGACCAUGACAGUUUAUGUCAGGGGAUGGCUGGAGACCAUCGUAAAGGAAUCAAUCCCGAACAUUGGCCCCACUCUAUUCGGAGAUGGUGCAUGUGCACUUGUACUCAGUAAUGGGAUCGGUGUGAAAGAGGGAGAAAGAGAGCCCAUAUGGAAUAUACACGGUGCUCAAUCAACACUCCUGGACAGACCAGGCUGCGUCGGGAUACGGUGGAUGCCUUCGGGACGUUCCGAGGAUGAUCAAGUCAGCCUUGCCAUCCUCAUUUGGGAACCUCAUCACUAA